This is a messenger RNA of Candidula unifasciata, 1064 nucleotides long. The record is from the annotation of a GenBank genome assembly. NCBI's taxonomy places the organism in Eukaryota, Metazoa, Mollusca, Gastropoda, Stylommatophora, Geomitridae.
CAGCGGAGCAGUACAACAAUGUCCGCAUCUUCUUCUCUCACAAACUCAUGGCCUGUGACUUUCUUUCAGGAGAAGCCAUCUUUUACAAUAAACAUGGAGAAGAGGUCAGGACAAAGGUGGACCUGAUUGUAGGAGCUGAUGGUGCCUACUCCAGGGUGAGGAAGCAGAUGAUGAAGCUGAACAGAUUCGACUAUCAACAACAAUACAUACCUCAUGGCUACAUGGAGCUGAACAUCCCACCAGGCAAAGAUGGCCAGUUUGCCAUGGAGGUCAACUACUUGCACAUUUGGCCGAGACAUGAGUACAUGUUGAUUGCCCUACCUAACGUGGACAAGUCAUACACAACCACCUUGUUCAUGCCCUUCGAGAAGUUUGAGUCCAUCACCAGUGAGCAGCAACUGCUGGGCAUGUUUCAGCGGGAGUUUCCAGACUCCCUUCCUCUGCUGGGCCAGAAGCAGCUGGUUGAGACAUUUUUCUCCUCGACACCCCAGGCUAUGGUGUCAGUAAAGUGCCAUCCCUACCAUGUGAAAGGUCAAGCUGUUUUGCUGGGAGAUGCAGCUCAUGCCAUGGUGCCUUUUUAUGGACAAGGAAUGAACUGUGGUUUGGAAGACUGCAUUGUAUUAAAUGAAAUCCUGGACAAAUAUGGCGACGAUUUUGAAAAAGCAUUGCCAGAAUACACACAAUUACGGCACCCCGAUGCUGUUGCUAUUUGUGAACUUGCAAUGUACAAUUACAUUGAGAUGCGCUCCAAGGUCACCACCAGGUCAUUUUGGUUGAGGAAACAGUUGGACAAUUUUCUCUACUGGCUCUUUCCCAGUACAUGGGUGCCUUUGUACACAAUGGUCUCCUUCACCAGAAUCCCCUAUCACCAGUGUGUGCUGCACAGGAAAUGGCAGGACAGGAUGUUGACCCUGGGACUGGGCACAGCCGCAGCAGCUACAGGAGUAGCACUGGUGGCCACCUGGUACACUUUAGGCCACCAAGGUCACAUCUUCAGUAACCUCCAGUUACCUGUCUCCUUGACAACAACGAUGAGCCAAGUCCAGCAGUGGCUCCACAUUUAG